Messenger RNA from Penicillium cinerascens, 231 nucleotides. RefSeq lists its product as uncharacterized. The coding region runs from base 1 to 231 and encodes 76 amino acids. The record is from RefSeq and is a predicted model, not a curated record. The transcript has a single exon. NCBI's taxonomy places the organism in Eukaryota, Fungi, Ascomycota, Eurotiomycetes, Eurotiales, Aspergillaceae.
AUGGAGUUUGCCCUGGACGCCUCCAGCGGCCGGGUUGCUGUCAUGAUUGGGUCGGCCUACGAUGCCAACCCCGAGAAAGUCGAAUCCGUUGAAGACUGCGGAGACGGCUCGAGGUCUAAUGUAGCUAAGUGGGUGCUAUACGGCCGAAUUAAUCUGCAAUCCCAGAAAAUCGCGCAUCGCCCCGCUCACCAAGCCUUUGGUCGGCCUCCGGAUUUGCCGAUGUCAGUGUAG